AUCACUUCCUCUGGUGGAGUUGGAGUGUUUUUUUCCCCUCUCUCUCUCUCUCCUGGAUGCCUACAAUGAAACAGUGAUGGAGACUUGAGAGUUUGGACGCGAGCGUGGGUAGGACUGUGUGGAACCCGAGUUUAGCCAGAAUGGAGACGAUCGAACAGCUCGUGUCCUUCCACCACAUUCAGGUCCAGCUGAACGGUGGCGCUCCUUGGGGGUUCACUUUGAAAGGGGGUCUGGAGCACGGAGAGCCGCUAAUCAUUACAAAGAUCGAAGAAGGUGGGAAGGCCGCGCUGUGCAAGAAGCUGCGUGUGGGAGACGAGCUGGUGAAUAUCAACGGCUCGGCACUGUACGGAUCCAGGCAGGAGGCCCUCAUCCUCAUCAAGGGCUCUUACAGGAUCCUCAAGAUGGUGGUUCGCAGAAGGAGUGUCCCGGUGAUCAGGCCUCACUCCUGGCACUUGGCCAAACUCUCCGAGUCCUCGGCCGAUGCCCCUGCGAUGCAUCUCCACCCUGGCUCCUACAACCUGCCAUGGCACACCGGAGGCGACGCCAGUGAUCUUCCCAUGCAGUGGACCCAGCUGUCUCGAAACUGCAGCACUGACCGCAGUAGCUCCAUCGGCAGCAUGGAGAGUCUUGACCAGCCCAGUCACGGUUACUACGAGAGACAGCUGUCCCCGGUGGACCAGGCCGUCUUCAACAACAAGAGAGACUCGGCAUACAGCUCCUUUUCUGCCAGCUCCAACACCUCGGAUUACACGGUCUCCCUGAGGGCCGAUGAGGCCAGCUCCAUGGACAACCUCCUUCAGGGUUUGGGGAGUUGUCGCCAUGCCGAUGGCAGGUGCCUCCAUGGAGCUGGUGAGGCGGGAGAGUUCUCAGAAGAAGGCAAAUCCCGUUUCCCGGCCAAGCAUCCGGAGGCCAAGGGCCGGCCGUCAUCCUACAGCUACGAGGAAGACCGGGAAAACGCGAUCGCCAGGGAACCUCCUCAGCCUCCAGCUCGCAGAGAGAGCUUCAUCGCUACCCAGGCUGUUUCAGGAUCCAUAGACAAGCGCAGGGCCUCGGCUCCAGUUGACAUGCUGAGCCUCUCCAGCUCCUGGAUCCGGGAAUCGCGUUCAUCCAUGCGGAGUGAAGCCUCAAACCAGGAGUGCUGUCCUUGUGACACAGGAGGGUCAAGAGACUGCAAAGAGAAUGGAACUGUGGAGCAAUAUUACACACUCAGCUCACAGCUUGAGCCUUGCUGUGACUGUAAGAAGGAAACAGAUACCAAAGAGAGUUACCCUGGCUCAUGUUCUUUAGACCAAGAGACAGAUAGGCUAGACGCAAGCCCCUUGCUCGAUGAGGCUUCCAGGCCAGACCCCAUAGAUAGCUCCUCUCAUGUAUCUUUUGUUUCUAAGAAGAAGCAUCUGGUCAUGGCACAUAGACACAGCGCACCUGAAAAACUUGUUUCAUCUCAGUUACACUGUCUUGAUCUUUCCAACAGCAGCCAGGGCAGGAGUUCAUCUCCCCACAACCAGUGGGUCAAAUCUUCUUUGUGUCAUGGGGAAAGUCCUGAGGCCCCCAGCAGUGAUGCCUUAUCUCAGAGCAAAUGGGCAGAAAGCAGGUGUUCCACCCCCGGUUCAGCUGUCAAUUCAGAAAUGGAGGAGUCCAGAGUUGAAGCAGAUGUCCUGGAAGCUGCUUUGCCUACACAGCACACCUGGGGAAGGUCACUCAGUGUGCCUGGGGACACCGUUAGCUGUCAUUCUAAACCUGUCCAGGCUUUUGACUCCACCAACCAGAGGGAAGUGUGCCUGACCGCAGCAUCCAGCAUGGACGUUCUGCUGGAGGAGGUGAGGGAGGACGAAAGCCACCACCUGCAGCAGCUUAUCCCGAAGCCCAACUCCUCCCGGCACCGGUCCUCCAAGUCGAGGAGACGCAGUGAGCGAUUUGCCACAAAUCUGCGCAACGAGAUUCAGCGCAAGAAGGCGCAGCUGCAGAAAAGCAAGGGCUCAUCUAGUCUCCUCUAUGGAGAGGAGAUGGUGGAAGAGGUGAGUGAGCAGCCUGAGUGCGAAGCAGCAGGUGGAGAGAGUGUCCCUUCCUCUCAGGGGAUGGACAGCAGACCAAGUAAAGCUUCCAUUGCCAGCGGAGCAAAGAUCGGCCUGCCAAGCACUGGGAGUCCCAAAAAGACAGUGUGUGCGACUGCAAGCCCUCCUGGGCAGGUUUCUUGGCCGGACAAUGGCACCAGAUGUCAGGAAGCAGAUGAGGUGGGAGCUUGUGGGAAAGGGGGGAGGUGGAAGUGGACUCCAGAACACAAGCUGCAGCCUAAAGGCAUGCCAGAGAGGAAGUGCAAAUGGGAAGUUACACGGGCACCCAGAACCACCAAACUAGCUGAUGCUCCGGAGGAGUGCGACAUCCCUCCCUUCGCUGACCGGAGAAAGUUCUUUGAGGAGACCAGCAAGAGCCUUUCAACCUCUCACCUUCCUGGCCUGGUGACCAGGCAUAACAAACCCACCCAUCCCAGGACAUUACAGGCAAAAUUGGAGCACUCUGGCAGCUCAUUGGAGCAGAGCUGGAGGAGGUACUCUGCAUCUGCUGGGUUCUCUUCCAAGGAGGCCAGCGUCUGCUGCCCCUCAGAGAGCAGAGGUUUAGAGCAGCAGGUGGUCAACCACCAAGAAAAAGAGGAAUGUGAUCCAGAACAGGACUUCUGUUGUGGACACCAACUGCUCAAGCCAGUGCCUCUUGAACCCCAGCCCUGCUUUGUCAACGAAGACUGUAAAAGGUCUCCUAAGAGAUGUCAGCAGCCUUGCAAACACUAUGCCCGUCCUCAGCACUCAGCUUUUCACCCUGUAACUGCAGCUGUGUGUGAUGACUGCUCUCCCCCUCGUGUUCCCUGUAAUCCGAGAAGCAGGACGCCGACUGAGGCACAUCCUGCAAGGGAUCAGGAACACACAAACACCAACAGGAAGCUCAGUCUGACAGAGAGAGACUACCAGCAUCACAAACACGACCUCCAGACAGCAGAGGGAGCUGUGGAGCAGGAGAACACCCAUUGGGGUCGGUGGAGCGAAGCUCAGGGCUUUGAUCUACCUUCGCCCCCACCUCAUCCCGAUGAGCGAGCACCUUGUUAUCCCCAGCGGGGCCGGGCCCUCUCUGAGAGCGACAUCCGCCUGGACCUGCAGCGAUUGCGGCACCGGGCCAUGGUUUUCGGUGGGCAGGCCCUCAGUGAACUCGAAGAGGCAGCCCCAAGGAAGAAAGGCCCACCACCCCCAAGACCUCCUCCUCCUAACUGGGAGCAGUACAGACGCAGGAGGGCAUCCCAGCACAGCCUGUAUGCCCCCUCAUCCCCUUGCGAGCCAGCUGCUCCAUCCCAGCUGACUAGGCCUGUGCACCCAGGCCACAAGUGCUUCGAAGGCUCUACUUGCUCUGCCUGUGGCUUGGAGACAUCCCGACAGCGGUCCCACAGUCUGCCCCUCCGAGGCUUCUCUGAGAGCUGCCUACACUGUUGUAAAGAACACGUCGCAACUCCCCGGAGUCCCACGUCUCCACCUGCAACCUUCACACCAGCCUGCUGCCUGAGAGAGGACUCGGAGCACGGUGACUCUGAACCACGCGGGGCUACAGACUCGCUGGCACAGCCUCCAAAUUUGCACACAAGGGUGUCUGGAUCUCCACCUCGGAGUACAGAGGCAGAGAUGGACAGGCCAGCUGCGCUGAGGCUAGUGACCGUUUCCCAGAGGACAGUAGAAUGGGACAGGAGUUCUGUGCCUGCUGGCCUGCAUUGUUUGGGCAUCAAUGCGGAAAAUGGCUCCCGAGGUCUUCCAGAAUCUUACUUUUCCAUGAACUAUGAGCAGCACAGAGAGCUGAACAGGAGUCGGGAGGAGCCCAGCAAGCCAGCCCAGAAGGCGCUGCCUGUUCACCAUUUCAGUGAGACGCCACUGGAAACGGAUAUAGACGAGUUCAAGGAAGACGAAAUAGAAGAAGAGCUUGCCAGGAUUGGCCACAAUGACCCACAGCAUGUGACUGUUUUGGAGACAAAUAUAGACACCCUCCCUCAGGAGGUGGGCUGUCCAGUGGCGGAGUCCAGGUCUGGCGGAACAUCCACAGCAGAUGUCCUGGGACCUGAUGUGGGGUUGAAGUCCAGAACUGACCUCACAGGGGAGCUAUUUCCCCAGAUGGGAGGAGAGUGUGGCCUUGGGCAGCCCAGGAGGUGCAGUCGCAGUGCCUUGGAGUUCAGUGUGGACACACUAGAAAAGCGCUCCAGACAGGGCAGCUCCGGCUCAUCCUGUUCGGCCUACUACAGCACCUCUGCUGCCAAGGCCCACCUGCUAAGCAAGAUGAAGGAGCUGCCAGGGCUGAACCAGGAGGAGGAGGAAGACGAGCUCUUCUUUAAGAAGCAACAGCUGAUAGACAGCCUGCGAAAGAAGCUGACCGUUCUCCGUGAGGCCCAGAAGGACCUGCAGGAAGACAUCACUGCCAAUGGGGCUCUGGGGGAGGAAGUGGAGACCUUGGUCCAGGCAGUCUGCAAGCCUAACGAGGUGGACAAAUUCCGCAUGUUCAUCGGAGACCUGGACAAGGUGGUCAACCUGUUGCUGUCACUGUCUAGCCGCCUAGUCAGGGUGGAGAGCACAUUGGAUAGCCUGAGCCCAGAUGCCAACCACCAUGAGCGGCUCACCCUGCUGGAGAAGAAGAAGCAGCUCCUUGGGCAGCUGGGAGAAGCCCAGGAGCUGAAGGAGCACGUGGACGGGCGGGAGCGAGCUGUGUGCCAAGUGCUGGCGCGCUGCCUCACCCCCGACCAGCUGCGCGACUACAGCCACUUCGUCAAGAUGAAGGCUGCACUGCUGGUGGAGCAGCGCCAACUGGAAGAUAAGAUCCGCCUGGGCGAGGAGCAGCUCAAGGGACUGCGCGAGAGCCUGGGAAUGGGUUAUGGGCACUACUGAGGACAAGACUGGGGGAUUUCCACAUUGCUACAGCCAAACGCCAUCAAAGAGGGGGCUUAUCAUGUGGUCUACAGUUUGGGCCUGUUUGGACUCUUUUCACCCAGACGGCAGGCCUAUAUUUAAAGUUGGCCCCUUAAGGGACUGGCUUACAACACCUCUUUAAAUUGUGCCUUUCCAAGACACAACUGUGUGCAUCAUCCACUCACUGUCUUUAAGUCAUAACGUGAAAUUUGCAGAACCUUUUUAACUAUUAGUAAGACGUUGGGCCUUCAAACAGGCAAUGUAAAAGUUCUAAAGACUGCAUUUGCCUGAAAAAAAUUGUAUUUACACUCUACUUAGUGCCAAAGUGCUUGUAAAAAGUUUUGUUGCAGGUUAUUCUAUUUAUUUAUUUUUUUAAGAUGAGUCAAUUGCAGAACUCCUGCUCUUUCCUACAUGUAAAUUUACUGGACUGCAUUUUUUUGUGAUCGGCCAGGGGAGACCCAGCAAAUAGACAGCUUUCUAACUGUCUGUGGUGUGGUGGAACCUCAACAUUAGGAAAGAAUCCAAAUUAUACAUUCCUCAUUCCUUCACCACCGAGCCAAAAGAAAGCCUGGAAGCCCUGCACCAGAUCCAGCUUUUUGGGAAGUGAGCCACAGGCCACAGAAGCGUAGUCCAGACCCCCACUCCCACCCACCCAUUGUGGUACGGGUUUAAGGCAAACAAGUCCUUUCCUUGGGAAGAAGUCACACAAACCCAGUCAGAUGAUAUCAAGCAGAUCUUUGGUGCAUGCAAACUGUGACAGAUAUUCAGUGCUUGUGCAUAUUAGUCAGAUUAGUCCCAGGCUGCUGUAUCACCUCUACCUGUGUAUGUUCCUCAACCACUAUUACAUCAUGGUCUUCUUCUGAUUGCAUCACAACCUCUUGCCUCUUGGGGUUCAGGUCAAUAGGUUGCAUAGGUAGAAUUAUUAUUAUUAUUAUUAUUAUUAUUAUUAUUAUUAUUAUUAUUGUCUGUAAUGUGUUAGAAGUCUACUGGCUUGAAGGUGGUCAGAUUGGAGGAGUCUGCCACAACUUCCUCCUUCUCCCCUGUGUGUAAUCGUGUGGCUCAUAGCUACAAGCCCAGACAUGAAAAACUCCCUAUUGCCUAUUCCACAACUGGUUGAUAUAAAAAAAAAUUUGACCAUUCUACAUUUAAAAAAAACAAAACAAUUACCCUGGAUCUGACAUGCAGUCAGCACUGUUUCUUUUUCUACCUAUGGUUCUCUUCAGCUGAUGAAGUGCAAUGUACAAAUAAUACAUUAAGCCCAUUAAGUCACCUAAUUACCCCGAAUUAGGAUUGUAUACAGUAGAAGUUACCAGCAAAGAUCCUUCCCUAAAACACAUAUUGGUUUGAAAUAGCUGACUGCACAACCUUACUCCAGAGCACAGAUCACAGCUCAUUAAUUAAGAAUGUAAGAAUUUUACAGACUGUUUAAUUUAUUCAGUCAUAAUCUUCUCCAGAAGCACAUAACUGCUGUAAUACUACAUUGAGCUUCCUUAGUGGCUGCAAAGUAACAUUUGCCCUGCUGUUUCCCCUAAAUGGAAGACAUUUGAAGUACUUUGGAACCUACAGGGACAGCGCAGAAGUACAUGUGCUGUCUGAUAUUGACUCAUUUGUUGGUAAAGAAAUCAGUGUUUCCAUCUUUCUGAUGGUUGUAAGCAAGUGUCUACAUCCUAGUGCACCAGGCUCUGCAAAGUGUUGCAUUCUGCCCAACCAAACGGUUUAGUCUGCAAAUCAACAUCUUGACGUGAGCAGUAGAACAACAUCCGUUUGUUUUGAGUUGUUCACAAGAAUGACAAUCGGACCUCCACCAUCCUAGUCAUACAGUAGGGGACACUUUGAAAAUCUCCAUCUGUUUCAAUUCUGUCAUCAUCGGUGCUGAAAUCACAGUCCAUCUUGAAAGCCACACAGAUCAUUUUGUGACACUAAAAGCUGAUGUAGCUCUGUACAUCAUUACGUAUGUCUUUGAGUGGCCAAGUGCUGUUGCGAACAUAACAUUGAGAUGGGGCUAACAUCGGUGUGGGCGAGUCUUGUGACAAGACAGCCCUUCUUUCUCACCAUACCUCCAUACCUCUCAUAGCCACCCUGCUGGAAGUGAUAGCUUUAUUCUCAGUGAACAUCUCAGUGGAAUUGUACAGGGUACCAUGGUGCUUUUCAAAUCCCAGGUGCAGUCACAUGUUCCCUGUUCCUCAAGGCUGGUUUUAAAGUUCAUAAGGAAUGCUUAUUUCCUUGCUUCAUGUUGAGACAGCUUGGACCUCAUGGGAAAACACACUUUUGCUGCUUUUCAGCUUUCUCCUUUGUCUUUCAGAUACUGUUAUCUGUAUUUUUUAUAUUUUUAUUCAGAAAUGGACAAUACUGCCCUACACUUUAGUCCCAUAGCUGACACUUUUGACAGAAGCCACUCCUGCCGAUUUCUCUAUCCAGGCAGUUGAUGCCCAAAGACUGUUUGUAGUCAAUCUUAUGUAUUAGGUACAGAAAUACUGGGAUAGAACACAGUGUUUCUUUACAUAAGACUAUAGUCCAGUCAAGCAUCAAUGGCUAUGCAUUGUAUUUGCUUACAAUCCUUCACUAUGAGAUAAUACAGAACUGGUGCCAAAGAGAUAUUAUUAUUAAAACAAAGGAUAAGGAAGUUGGUUCACUUUUCUAAAUUAUAGCUGAGUCAUACUAUCCAAAAAUGGACUAACCCGUAAUGACAGGUUUGCAGAGCUUAUAAAAAGUGUUAACUUCCUGCUUACAUAUUAAUCCAAAAGUGAUGUCAGACUCUACGAAGAAUGCUAGAAUUGCCUUUUGGCCUGGUUUUGACAAUACACCUACCUAAUUUUUCUACCAUUGUGACUGACCUAAUUUCACAGCACAUGAUGUGUAUAUUUGAUAACAGGACAUUAAUCAUACUUUUUACAGUACAUUGAUUUAUAUAUUUCUCCUCAAUCUUUUUAAUUACCAUACUUUACAUCAAUCAGUGUUAUCUGUAACUGGAUAUAACACAAAGCCAUAAAAUGGCUGGUUUACAUUUUUGCUUUCCAUUGGUUUGUUUCUUAAAAGUGAUACUGUGAUCAUACCAGUCUCUUUUUUGCAAAUUGUAGAAUGCAGAAGGUAAACUGUACAAAAACACUACCCUUUUAAAAAAUGUUUUGAAACAUUUCACUGAGCAAACCUGGUGUUUGUUAGUUUCCCUUUUCUGACAAAUAUCGAAAUGAUUCUAAGAGAUAAAUUUGAAGAGCAAUACAUUUGGCAAAAAUUAAUAGUGUCACAAUUUGAGAGUAAAUAUAGAGAAAACUGAUAUUUAAACUUGACAGUGAGAAACUUGCAUGCGAUCAAUAGGCUCCAUUACUAAAAAAUUACAAAGUUAAGUUUGUGGGUUGGAGUGUUGAGUGAUAUUUGUUGAGUAAAUGAGGAGACAAAAGUACUGUGUUCAGUUAGUCAGAUCUUCCCCAUCAGCAAAUACCCUUUCUGAAAAUUGUUGUCAGAAAGUACACAAUUGUAGCAGGAAUUUGACUGACCAUAUCUUAAAGUGAGCUGAAACCACUAUAAUUCUGUAACCACAUACUUAACUGGAUAUAAAUUGUGCUUUCCUGAAAUGAAAAGCUCUAGAGGUUUUGUAAUUUACUUCCCUCAGAGAUUUGUAAAAGGAAAUCAGUUAAGGGCACUAAGACAAUGCAAAAUUGCACAGGCCUUCCAUUGAAAAACAGGGCAACACAUUUCAGGUAAAGAAUAACCAGUUUCUUGAUAUGACUGGAAGGUGCUGACACAUACAGGCCGUUUCAUGCGGUUCAUUGAUGCUUGGAUGUGACGUUUCCUGCAGCCUGGGUACAAUGCAAUGUGCUUUUACUCUGUUGUUAAUGUUGUCCUUAUCCUGGUAUUACAGCCAGUACUAGCCACUGUUAGUUAUUAUGAAUCAAACUGGAUAUUCUUAUAAGGAAAUGAAGCUGCUUUGUGAUUACUUACUGCAUUCAUGUUUUACUUAUUUGUACCAAAAGAAAAACAAAUGCUCAGAGUUGUAUCAAGACAAUUUUGUUUCAAUCUCAGUUAUUGAAUUGCUCAACAUCUGAGACUUGCUUGAUGUUGUGAAAAGAACUGUUUUCACAUGCCAGACCAAAAAAUGUAUGUUUUGAUUGAACAUAUGCAAUGUAUUCCUGUUGAUAUCUGUACUGUAUAUAUGCUAAUAUUAUACAUAACCAUUUCAAGAGAAAGUCUCCAUUUUACAACUCCUAAACCAUCAUCAAAACUGGAAAUAGGAUGUUGUAUUUUAUAUAUAACAAACAUUUUGUAAAAUGUUUAAACAGUACCAUUAAUAAUAAUACACUU
Molecule: messenger RNA, 9224 nt
Organism: Lepisosteus oculatus (spotted gar)
Lineage: Eukaryota; Metazoa; Chordata; Actinopteri; Semionotiformes; Lepisosteidae
Gene: shroom4
Product: shroom family member 4
Biological process (GO): actin filament organization
Cellular component (GO): cortical actin cytoskeleton; apical junction complex; apical plasma membrane
Molecular function (GO): actin filament binding
Source: RefSeq, a predicted model, not a curated record